Molossus molossus (Pallas's mastiff bat) is the source of this 1008-nucleotide messenger RNA. RefSeq names its product olfactory receptor 51I1. The record is from RefSeq and is a predicted model, not a curated record. The transcript has a single exon. Gene Ontology annotation, molecular function: G protein-coupled receptor activity; olfactory receptor activity. Gene Ontology annotation, cellular component: membrane. Gene Ontology annotation, biological process: G protein-coupled receptor signaling pathway. Lineage: Eukaryota; Metazoa; Chordata; Mammalia; Chiroptera; Molossidae. Bases 40 to 984 code for a protein of 314 amino acids.
UUGGGCUCAUUCUCAUCUGUUUUUUCUCACCUGACUACCAUGUUGGACCUCAAUGGCACCCCUUUCCAGCCAGAUACACUCCAGCUGACAGGCAUUCCUGGGAUGCAAAGAGGCCAAGCAUGGGUUGCCCUGGUUUUCUGCAUCCUAUACCUGAUCUCCAUUGUAGGUAACCUCAGCAUCCUCGCUCUGGUGGUUCGGGAGCCUGCUCUGCACCAACCCAUGUACUACUUCCUCUCCAUGCUCUCUCUCAAUGAUCUGGGCGUGUCCUUCUCAACACUCCCUACCGUGCUUGCUACCUUCUGCUUCAACUUCCGCCAUGUUGGCUUCAAUGCCUGCUUGGUUCAGAUGUUCUUCAUCCAUACUUUCUCUUUCAUGGAAUCAGGCAUACUGCUGGCCAUGAGCUUUGACCGUUUUGUGGCUAUUUGUGACCCACUACACUAUACUACUGUGCUCACUAACAGCUGCAUCUUGGCUAUGGGCCUGGGCAUCCUUGCCAAGAGCUUCACUACUCUCCUGCCUUUCCCCUUUCUGGUGAAACGACUUCCCUUCUGCAAGGGCAAUGUUUUACAUCACUCGUACUGCCUCCAUCCAGAUCUCAUGAAAGUGGCAUGUGGAGACAUCCAUGUUAACAAUAUCUAUGGGCUCUUUGUGGUCAUUCUCACUUACGGCAUAGACUCAGCGUUCAUCCUACUGUCCUAUGCAUUGAUUCUGAGAGCUGUGCUGGCGAUUGCAUCCCAGGAGCAGCGGCUCAAGGCACUCAACACUUGCAUAUCACACAUCUGUGCAGUUCUGGCUUUCUAUGUGCCCAUAAUUGCUGUCUCCAUGAUCCACCGUUUCUGGAAAAGUGCGCCACCUGUUGUUCAUGUCAUGAUGUCCAACGUCUACCUAUUUGUACCCCCCAUGCUCAACCCGGUCAUCUACAGUGUGAGGACAAAGGAGAUACGCAGAGGAAUCCUCAAAGGCUUUUAUAAAUCCCAGAGCUGAGGAAGGCAGCAGACCCUGAGAGAA